AUGGAAGAACAUCUGAUCGACUUGAGAAGGAGGCUAGCAACUGCAUACAAGGAUGCUCACAAGAGAUCUACCAGGAUGGCAGAACAGCGAACCAAAAUUGCCAAUAAAGGAAGAAAGUUGAGGGAAUUUGUGGCCGGAGACCUUGUGUAUCUCCAUGACCCAGCAACAAAACCAGGCGAUUCAACUAAAUUUCAUUUGCCAUGGAAAGGUCCAUUCGCCAUUGCUGGGAAGCUGUCAACUGUGAACUAUUUGAUCAAGUUGCCUGAUGGACGACAGAUGGUAGUUCAUGUGAACAGGCUGAAGCUUUGCUAUAAGAGAGGGGAGGCUGAAGCAGAUCCCCUGGAAAAUGUUAAUGAGGACUUGCAGAGGACAUUGGAGAUUGAAGAGAGAGCUAAGGGUACACCCAGUUCUCAUAAAACUCCUGAGGAAGAGGAAGAGGUGGAAUAUAGAGCCCCAGAUUCUGAGGAUGAAUGGUGGGAGCAAGUAUACUCACCAGCUGAAAUUCCUGGGGAGGAUGAGUGA
This is a messenger RNA of Nilaparvata lugens (brown planthopper), 522 nucleotides long. RefSeq lists its product as uncharacterized. The coding region runs from base 1 to 522 and encodes 173 amino acids. NCBI's taxonomy places the organism in Eukaryota, Metazoa, Arthropoda, Insecta, Hemiptera, Delphacidae. The transcript has a single exon. The record is from RefSeq and is a predicted model, not a curated record.